AGUUCUUAUCUGUUCUUAGCUGUUUAGAGAUAAAGAUUUAAAAUGCCUGAUGACUAUUAUAGCAUACUAGGAGUUGGAAAAUCUGCAACUGAUAACGAUAUCAAAAAAGCGUAUCGAAAGCUUGCUCUUAAAUGGCAUCCUGAUAAAAAUCCCGAUAAAAAGGCAGAAGCAGAGGAGAUGUUUAAAAAGAUAUCAGAAGCUUAUGAAGUCUUAUCCGACAAAGAAAAACGAAAUGUUUAUGAUGUUUAUGGCAAAGAUGGUUUGAAAGCUGGAGGUGGAGGACAUUAUCAAGAACCAUCAUUUAAUGGAUUUAGUGGUGCUUCAUUUUCAUUUCGGCAUGCAGAAGAUAUAUUCAGAGAAUUUUUUGAACAUGAUCCUUUUGGUGAUGAUAUUUUGGCCGAUUUUUUCGGUCGAAGACACCACUCUGCUGGUGGUGGUCGUUCGAGCAGAGGCGCUGGUGCUGAUUUAUUUUCUCGUGAUCCAUUUUCAACCAGAAGUAACUUAGGUGGAUUUGGUGGUUUUGGUGGGUUUAGUAAUGAUGAUUUUUUUAGCAGUGGAAGUUCGUUUUCAAGUUCUUCAUUUGGUAGCGGAGGUGCUUCGUUUAAAUCUACCUCAACUUCAACUAAAAUAGUAAAUGGUCGAUCUGUCACAACUAAAAAAACUAUCGAAAAUGGUAAAGAGACAGUAGAAGUAUAUGAAAACAAUAAGCUUGUUAAAAAAACAGUUGAUGGAGUACCACAAUUAACAAACGGUGGUCAAGAGGAUCGCAAAAUGCUUGACGGACCACAUAAAAAGAAAAAAUGAAUUUAUUAAAUUUUUUGUAAAUAUAUAAGAGUAAAUAUAUGCAUAUAUAUAUAUAUAUAUAUAUAUAUAUAUAUAUAUAUAUAUAUAUAUAUAUAUAUAAGGAAAAAAGCGAUGCUGUAAAUAUAUAUGCUGAAUUUAUAAAUAAAAAUUGAAAUUUUGAUUUUCAAUAAAAAUUUUUAAUCUUUACAAUAUUUGGCAUAAAAAACAUGAUAACAAACUCCAAAAUUUUAAUAUUUAUUAUUAAAAUUUAUGUUUACUUUUCGUAGCAUAUGUUUACUUUUCGUAGGGGUGGUAAUCUAUUCUUGAUAUAUAUCGGUUAUAAAUUCUCAUGUUUUUAACUUAUAGCAUAAAAUUUUUACUAUAUUGCUAACCUGGCAAAUCUGUCAAACAGAUAAAUUAUUUAUUUUCGCGCUUUUAAUUGAACAUUUAUUUUGCGUUACUGCACAAUUUUUAUGUUCUUUGAAUUUUUAUGUUCUAUGAAUUUCAAAUUAAAUUCAAUAUUGAUUUAAAAGUGGUAUUGUUUUUUUUAAACAUAUUUCUCACACUUUUGAAAUGGUUUUGUCUCAACGUGAUAUUUAGUAGGACACCCUUAUUUUUGCUUACUUGUUAAAUAAUUUGCUUACCAAAGACUUGACCAUUUUAAAUAUGUAAUUAAUAAAAUUGUGACUCAGCAAGAACGUGGAAUGGACUUGUACUUUUUUAUGUUUGAUUUAUUUGAUACCCGUUUGAAAAAAUAGCGUUAAUUGAUUUUAUCAAAGUUUCAAAAUAGUUUUAUCGAGAUUAUUUGUUUUUGAGUUUUUUUUAAUUCAAUCUAAACCAAGUGUUUGCUACAAAUCUUGGUUUUUUUGUAAUAUAAUUUGUGUACUUUCUUUUGUGUUCAGCGAUAACUGUUAUAUAGUUUGUAAAAAAAAUUAUUUUGAUUUGUAAUAGUUUUGUAAGAGA
Messenger RNA from Hydra vulgaris (swiftwater hydra), 1746 nucleotides. Its product is annotated as dnaJ homolog subfamily B member 6. The record is from RefSeq and is a predicted model, not a curated record. Lineage: Eukaryota; Metazoa; Cnidaria; Hydrozoa; Anthoathecata; Hydridae. Gene Ontology annotation, molecular function: Hsp70 protein binding.